Molecule: messenger RNA, 2719 nt
Organism: Megalobrama amblycephala (Wuchang bream)
Lineage: Eukaryota; Metazoa; Chordata; Actinopteri; Cypriniformes; Xenocyprididae
Gene: trabd2b
Product: TraB domain containing 2B
Exons: 7
Coding region: 502-2067 (521 amino acids)
Biological process (GO): negative regulation of Wnt signaling pathway
Cellular component (GO): organelle membrane
Molecular function (GO): metalloendopeptidase activity; Wnt-protein binding
Source: RefSeq, a predicted model, not a curated record
AUCAACAAGUUAAACAUUCACGGUAUUAGAAUGGACACAGCAGGAAGGCUAAUGCACCAAAAAGACAUAAAAAUUAGCACAAGCUCAACGAAAAAACAAAACAAAAAAUACCUUCAAAUAUAAAUGAAGACAUUUGGUCUCGACUUAAUCAUGAUUCAUGAGCUCAUUCAGGGGAGAGCUGUGAAAUGUCAAAGCGUCAGUUCUCGGCCUCAGAAACACGAAAACACGCGACAGGAGGAACCUUGAGGUGAAAGACAUUACCCACUCCAUCAUAAAAUGCAUAUUGACGGAAUAUGAGAGCGCAGACUGGUCUGUCAGCCUGUUUGUGGUUGAAUGUCCAGUUGAAGGGUUCAGUCUGACGAUGAGGUGAAUGAAUGACAGCGCUGUGACCAUAAAAAACAUACACGCUCUUAGGCUUAUGAUUCCCAAGGCAUCCAUUAAAGAACCAACCAGAACAUUAACUUUUAACUGUUUUAUUUCCACUAUCCGCAUGCACAAUAUAUGUGCUUCAAAUUCUGGAGCAGACCCAGGAAUAUUCGCGCACUCACCAGCCAAGAAUGUGAAAAUCACCCUCAGACCCCGAACUCUUCCAAGGCGUCGUUUCAACAGCAGAAAGACAUGAACUCCUUCCUGUGGACCGUGAAACGGCCUGCUCCUUACCCUCCGUCCUAUCUGUUUGGGACAAUCCACGUCCCCUACACUCGAGUCUGGGACUACAUCCCCGAGAACUCGAAACGGGCCUUCCAGACCAGCGCCAAUGUUUUCUUUGAACUGGAUCUGACAGAUCCUCUAACCAUCUCAAAGCUCACAAGCUGCCAGCUUCUUCCCAACGGAGAAAACCUCCAGACGUUACUACCACGCGACCUCUACCGCCGCCUCAAGCGCCACCUGGACUACGUCAAACACAUGAUGCCCUUCUGGAUGACGGCAGAUCAGCGUGGCCGGGGACUUUAUGCUGACUACCUCUUCAACGCCAUCGCAGGGAACUGGGAACGCAAGAGGCCCGUAUGGGUGAUGCUGAUGGUGAACUCUCUGACGGAAGCAGAUGUGCGGUCGAGGGGAACUCCGGUGCUCGAUUUGUUCUUGGCGCAGGAGGCCGAGCGUCUCGGGAAGCAGACAGGUGCUGUGGAGAGGGUGGAGGAACAGUGUCAUCCCUUGAAUGGACUGAACUUCUCACAGGUGUUGUUUGCUCUGAACCAGACUCUACUGCAGCAUGAGAGUCUGCGUGCAGGCAUUUUGCAGGGCGCCUUUACUACUGAGGACCUCAUCACACACUACAACUGUGGAGACCUCAACUCCAUCAUUUUCAAUCAUGACACAUCACAGCUUCCACAUUUCAUCAACAGUUCCCUGCCAGCUCACGAGCGCUUGACAGCGCAGCAGAUUGACAGUUACCUGCGGCAGGAGCUCAUUUACAAACGCAACGAGCGAAUGGCCCGCCGUGUCUCCGCCCUCCUUCAGAGAAGCCCCACCCAAAGCUUCUUCUUUGCUUUCGGAGCUGGUCAUUUCCUGGGGAAUCACAGUGUAUUGGACAUUCUGCGGCAGGAGGGCUAUGAGGUGGAGCACACACCAGCGCAAGAACCCAUCACAGAAAGGAGCUGGUCCGAGGUUGAGGGGACUACUGUGAAUCCCACUGAAGGCAGCUCUGAGUCGGUGACGGAAUGGACAUCAGAAUCUCCUGAGCUUGAGGAGAUCAGCCAGGAAGAUCUCUCACAUAUGCUGCUGCCAGACAGUCUCAGCCAGCUAGAGGAGUUUGGCCGCUACAAACGCCCUCGUAAAACCCAUCAUACACACAGUCGACCACGGCUGUUCAGUGACCUGUGGGUGCGCAUAGGAGACAGCACGACUCCACACCUGAAUAUAAGGAUAACCAAUGGCUAUGUGACGGUGGAACCUCUUCAAACACGACAGGAACAACAACAAAGACGAACGCCGCUCAGAGACAGACUGAAGCCUCCCAGCCUGCCCACAAACCCCAGCAUACUUGACUCCGCUGCUCCAAAUCCAACAUAUGCGCUGACUUGCCUUUUGGCCGGUCUCAUUUCACAACUGCUUUUCACGUCCUGAAAAGAGAAUGGGUCUCUCGGAAUCUCAUAAACCAACUCAAUCAGAAUUGUAUCUAAGUGACUUUGCCUGUGGUAAAAAUAAAUGGCAGUAAAGUACAUUUAGGUUCUGCUUACUUAGAUCAAUUUUGGGUGUCUGCCUACAAUAAGUUGCUGCAGCAUGUAACAGUAGACGUGAGAAAUUUCUAAUUGUUACAUCUGGCAGAAUGGUAGUCUGUAAGAAUAACAAUAAGAGAAAAAACAAGAACAUUUUGUUAUAAUUAUGCAAUGACUCUGCCCAGAGUUGAUUCAUAAGAGUCAGCUAAGAUUGUACCUUGAUGUGAAAACCCACAUGACUGUUCCCUUCUGUCCCAUCAGAGCAGACAGCAAAACAUGAAUGUGCUUUUUUUUCUAAUGAGUGAAAUAGGGCAAAAGAAAAUAUACCAAAUUAUCAGUAUCAUGUAAAGGUUAAAAACCUAAAUUAUGUAAUAGAGACUGUUAUUAUGUGAUAUGUUCACUGACAGAUAACUGAAUAACUUAAAUAGUUCACAGAGAUGACACUUAUAUUUUGUAAAUUGUGCAUUUGUUCAUACAGAAAUUUUAUAUUUAUUAUUUCAUGAAGAGUAUAUUUUCAUGCAUUUCUCAAGUAUUAAAGUUAACAGAGUUAUGUAAACAAA